This is a messenger RNA of Letharia lupina, 3846 nucleotides long. RefSeq lists its product as uncharacterized. Gene Ontology annotation, biological process: early endosome to late endosome transport. Lineage: Eukaryota; Fungi; Ascomycota; Lecanoromycetes; Lecanorales; Parmeliaceae. Bases 1 to 3846 code for a protein of 1281 amino acids. Gene Ontology annotation, molecular function: phosphatidylinositol binding; guanyl-nucleotide exchange factor activity; SNARE binding. Gene Ontology annotation, cellular component: transport vesicle; late endosome; tubular endosome. The transcript has 4 exons. The record is from RefSeq and is a predicted model, not a curated record.
AUGCACUCUCUUAAUCCAUAUCUCCGGGCCUUCUUCAAGAGCGCGUUACCUGCCCAAUGCAAUCCGGUCAACAACCACAUUCUCCUUGUCCCAACGACCGAAUGCCUCCUGACCGGCAAGGACCGAGAGACCAAUUCUACAUUUGCAGACUUGGCUGGAUCUGAGGAUUUCCUGGGCAGCCAUGUCCUCAAAAUCUCUGGCCCUGCAGCUCCUGGAAGCAACAAUGUGCGAGACAGCAGGGGUAAAGCGAAGCAGUUCAUUACAGUCAAUGGGCGGACUAUUGUGGUGAAAGAGUCGUUUGUCUACAGCAAUAAAGGCUUUAGAAACCUCAAUCAGGCGCAGCUUCUCAGCGACCAGCUAUACUAUCCUGACAAUCUUGAUGCGCAGCAAUGGCUCAUAUACUAUAUCUCGAGACCUCUUGUAGGCUCCUACCAGCCAAUCAAUAUCACGCCAGCUAUCCUUCCAACCCUGUUGAAAGGGUUCAAACCUCUUACCAUUACCCUGAAAGACCCCUUGGGCGGACAAGGAGACUCUGGGCCCUCCUCAUCAGUCAACAAGAAAGACGUACGGUCGUUCAACGAACUACUCAACAACUUUCCAAUGAUCGCGCGGCAGAUGCAGCCCGGGUUAGAGAAGGUGUUUAAAGACUUCAACAAGGAAAUGCAGGAUCGACCUUCUACGCUUUCGCGCAAGUCAUCAAACACCUCUCGAAGAUCUUCAACAGCAUCCUCACAUUCCAAGACCAAGGGGUCCAUACGCAGCAGAUACUCAAACGGCCAUACAGCCGCGCCAUCCAUAGCAACAACACGCGUGGAUGAGGAGGAAGACCAUAUGCGGAAGACGUUGGAGACUGCGGUGACUGCGGCGAUCGAUCUGUUUCAGCAAGUGGAUAAGCAACAACUGUCUUUGCUAGGAGCUACAACUGACCUCACGGGCCCUACUGUGGAGCGAAUCAUCGAGCGGUAUGUCACAGAGCAAGUUCACGACUCCACUCUCUUCCCAGUGCUUCGGAACAGCAGACGGCUGGAAGAUCUGGAGCUCGAGUCUCGAAUUCAUCAGAUGCAACACAUCGAUAUUGCUCAAGUUGGCAUUGAGAUAGAAGUUGGUCGGAAAGGCAAGGAACAGAUGAUGGACAGGCUCGCCAAGGGAGUUGAAGAGUUCCGUAAGCUUGGUGUUGCUGGCAGUCCUCAGCAGAUGAUGGAGAUUCUUCUGGCGACGCAGAAGGUCGUCACGAGUGACCAGCCCAUAGCUAAGAAUCUUGAUUCCGCAAUGAACGACCGUAUAGGACCGGAAGGAUCGGGGAAGCCGCCUCCGUCUAUAACCAUGAAUGCCGAUACUCUAGUCUCCCUACUGCUAGUUGUGGUCAUUCGUUCCCAAGUACGGCAUCUUCACGCUCGAUUUUCCUAUAUGCGGAACUUCAUCUUCGUCGAUGAUGUCGAAAGUGGUGAGGUUGGAUACGCGUUGAGUACAUUCGAAGCAGUGCUUUCCUACCUGGCGUCUGACUCCGGUGGCCUACGUAAAGCAAGCAGAGGGAACAAUCGACUAUGGCAGGCUGCUAGGAGUGGCGAUGUCAAGGAUAUCAAGGCGAUUAUGGAUCCUGAACCGGAAUCUGUUCUCAACAAAAACAGAAGUUCCGCCUUGCACGAGGAGCCCGAUGAGGAUGCUAUUACCGAUGCCGACGAUGACUCGGAGAAAGGCCGCUUCGUUGGCAAGGAGAACAGCAAGCACUUCGAACGUCGCUUAUCCACUGCAACCACCGAGGACGGCAACACUUCGGAAAACUCCACCUUGGCACACGUCUUUCCUUUCCAGGCUCUUCAAGCCUCCCGCAAAGGUAAACAUGUUUCCAUGGAUAUGAGAAGCCUUUCAAAUUCUUCGGAGUACUCGUUCAUUUCUCGAACAACUACUCUGGACUCAAAGUCAAGCAACGUUGAAGGCGAUACCUCCAUCGAAACACUUGCGCAGACUCAAGACAUAGAUGGCAACUCGGUACUCAUGAUGGCCGUGGAAGCACGACAGCCAGAAGCACUUGAGUAUCUGUUGUCCUUGGAGGAAUACUUUUCCCCUAGGCUUUUGCUGGAAGACUCCAACAAGGAGGGCACCACGCUUCUGAGUGCUGCAGUCCAAUUGGCUCACACCGAGCUCAUUGAUGUAUUACUACGCUGCAUCUUUCAAAGGAGAGACACAGAGGAGAUCCUCGACUACUUCGGCAGAGCAGAUCGUCAUGGUCGAACGGUUGCCCAUUAUCUUUUUAACGCCCCAUAUCUGAUUCCCCAGUUCUCCGAGAUCCUGCCAUGGAGAAGGAAAGACAAGAACGGCCAGACGCCUUUGCUCGCUUUGUGUAGAUCCUACGAUCAUAAUAACUAUGCGGAGAUGGUCAACGAAGCGUUGCAAUUCGCAACGCAUGAGCAAGGCGACGGCCAGCCACUUCAUCUGGACGAUCAUGUUGACGCGAAGGGCAAUACAUUACUUCAUGUGGUCAAUGAUCCUACUUUAGCUGUACGAAUACUGAGGCAUUGCGACUCCGAUCCAAACGCUACCAAUGACAAGCGUUUCACUCCUUUAAUGGUGGCCAGCAAAUACGGUCGAAUGGACAUGGUCAGAGCUUUAUUCAGCGAUCAGAGGGUUGACGUGUUAGCUAAAGAAUCAAGAGGCAUGACUGCAGUUGAGCUUGCUAAAGACGACGAGAUUCGGAAUCGCAUCGACGACAUGGUGCUCGUUUCCAAUGUGCCUGCUGCUGACGGGAGAGUGACAGCCGUUGUUCGGUCAUUUUUUGUGGAGGAUGCCUCGAUACGCUUGAUUAUCAAGUCUGCUGUCCGCAAUGACAAUGGAAUGAUCGGCGUCACCACUUGUAGGCGGUCGUUGACAGAUUUUGAGAACCUGGCCAAAUGGCUUUCCGUGGAACAUCCUGCUUCAUGGCUACCGUCAAUCUUCAACUUUCGUUCGCCCUUUCAGAUAGCUUCUCGACCUUCAAGAGCAGUACUGCAAGACAUUCAAGUGCGUCUCGACAAGUUCUUAAAGAUCAUGCUUGCUCACUCAACCUUCUCGACGCACGAGCUGCUGUGGGAGUUUAUCCUCUUCCCUGAGAUACAGCCAGACAUGAUGGCAGAGCGGAGCCGGAAGAAAGCGGAGCUUCGGAGCGAGAAUAUCAUGGAGGAUUACGAGCCAGUCGAGGAUGUGAGGGAUGUUUCGACAUUUGUUGAGCAUGCCCGGGAGUCGAUUCGAGGCAUCAAUUAUUCGACCAAGAGCGUGAUACGGAGGGUCGCCAGCGUCCGCGUCGGCUCGUCGAAUUUCUCCAUCGCCCUGGACUUAUGUGCCAAGGAUUUCUCAACGCUAGCAUUUCUUCCAUCCUCUUACGUCGUGGCCCUUUCCCGCUUCGCCACCUGCGCUCAAGCUCUACCCUCAGAUCCUCACAAAUUCUUUCAUCAAGAUCUGCAAGCCAUUUCCUCCACCAUCCUUGCCAUUCUCUCAUCUCUAGCUCGCCCUCAUUCCUUGAUCAAUUCGCUUGUUGACAUCCAAAAGACUGUUGAUCGCCACGACUCUUCGCUACGACGCUCCGACCGAUGGCCGCUUGGUCUACUCGAUGAAACACGCAAAGGCAUACACGCUGAUGCGCAAGAGAAGGCUGAGAAGAGCAGGGAAGAAAUGAGGAGUGUGGGCUGCGAGUUGACCUAUACACAGCAGACUGUUGCCGGUGAGCUGGCUGGAUGGCAAGAGCUGCAUGCUAAGCUAGGGAGACGAGCAAUCAAGGCUUUGGCUGAGAGGAUGGUAGUGAGGGAGAAGGAUCGACUUGAGAGUAUGAAGAGGGCGGUGAGGGCAAUUGUGGAUGUGAAUCAGAAGUGGUGA